AUGUCGGCUCUGCCUCCACCCAACUAUUCCGACUUGGAGUUGCCCUCCUACGAUACCACUGCUGCUCCCAACUACACAACCCCCACCACUAUAACCCGCCCUAAAGAUUCAAUUCUCGGCCCUGCAACGCUCUUCAUCGCAGGACGCUUCAUCUACUCGACCGACCCCCAAGACCCUCCACUCUACGAAUUCUCCCACGACAUCAGCUACCUCCACGAUAACGAUCGCAAUGUCAAAGUCGAGCGCAUAGAUCCCGUUACAAAGACAUCCGCCGGUCUGCCCCAGGUCGUGCUAAAAAACCGGCACCUAUUCGAUCUCAAGCAUCCCACUGCUGCCGAGUUCCCGUCUUUUCCGUACCAUGCCGAAGCUACCUCACAACGAGCGCUGACAAGCUUUGGGGUGUCAUGUUUUCGCUCCGGUAAUAUUCUGCGACAGCUCAAAGGCUUUCGGUUCGAGCGGAUGGUGAGAGGGCCAGGUCGUAAGUUUCGAGCUGAUGGUGUACUGUACGAAGCUUGCGAAUCGCGGAGUAAAGGCGUCGCAUACGAGUGGAGAGACUGCUACAGCGACAUAAUAGCGAGAGAAAUCCAGGAUGAACAAGGCCAUAUAAGUCUAUUCGUUACAGCAGAGAUGACCCAGGAACUUCGCGAUGCGCUCGUUACCGCGUGGGUGAUCAGGAUAUGGUCCGAGUUGUCAAAUGGAAACAAGUCGGCGACUCGUCUAAUGAUGGUGGGCUCUCGUCCAUAA
Fusarium odoratissimum NRRL 54006 is the source of this 744-nucleotide messenger RNA. RefSeq lists its product as uncharacterized. Bases 1 to 744 code for a protein of 247 amino acids. Lineage: Eukaryota; Fungi; Ascomycota; Sordariomycetes; Hypocreales; Nectriaceae. The record is from RefSeq and is a predicted model, not a curated record. The transcript has a single exon.